AUGGUGACCGUGUCGGGGAUUAUCGGACAGACUCGUUCAGACUCUACUGAUCCAUUGUGUGAGGUGGGCUGGAAGCACUAUGGCCUCAACUGCUACCAUUUUUCCCAGCGCGUGCGAUCGUGGGAGACUGCGAAAAAAGACUGCGAGACGAAGAAGGCUCAUCUGGUGGUCGUUAACGACAAGCAAGAAAAUAAUUUCCUACACGAUCUUUCACAAUAUUGGACCACGUGGAUCGGUCUCACGGAUGCGGAAGGAUCCUGGAAAUGGGUGGAUGGGACUUCUUAUGAUGCUACUCCAAAGUUCUGGCGGCCCGGUCAGCCCGAUAAUUGGUUUGGUCACGGUUUCGGAGGCGGGGAAGACUGUGCUCACCUGAAGGGCCCAAAUGGCUGGAACGAUGGUCCUUGUUCCCAGGGCUUACCAUACAUUUGUGAGAAGAAAAUGCCUUGACCAGCUGAGGAGAACAUCUGAUAUCUUCAUUCCUAUCGCAACUUGCCAGGGAAAAGGACGUCUCCAACGGCUGAUACCCUCUCACUACCUGGGUAGCCAUUACAAUUCCCUAAAUCCUCUGCUGCACUACAGUGAUGAGUCUACCAAUAAAA
Molecule: messenger RNA, 599 nt
Organism: Rana temporaria (common frog)
Lineage: Eukaryota; Metazoa; Chordata; Amphibia; Anura; Ranidae
Product: asialoglycoprotein receptor 1-like
Exons: 4
Coding region: 1-447 (148 amino acids)
Molecular function (GO): signaling receptor activity
Source: RefSeq, a predicted model, not a curated record